Schistocerca piceifrons (Central American locust) is the source of this 1718-nucleotide messenger RNA. Its product is annotated as beta-1,3-galactosyltransferase brn-like. Gene Ontology annotation, cellular component: membrane. The record is from RefSeq and is a predicted model, not a curated record. Lineage: Eukaryota; Metazoa; Arthropoda; Insecta; Orthoptera; Acrididae. The transcript is spliced from 2 exons. Gene Ontology annotation, molecular function: UDP-glycosyltransferase activity; hexosyltransferase activity. Bases 179 to 1009 code for a protein of 276 amino acids.
UACUCUUCGGAGUUUGUUUAUAGUGCCCCAGUAGCGAUAUUCAUUUGUUCAGGCAUGUAUGUUUCGAAAGUGGGCGCUGAGAUAUUUUGUUUAUAUCAUCCAUCGAUUAAAUGUGUGAUUUGUUGUGCAGUGUGUUUUUCAGUUGUGACGCCGGUUCGUUAUCUCCCAAUAAUGUAAAAUGAGAUUAAAACUCUUUCGUGUAAAUAAGAAAUGGAUAUUGUUAUUUUCUGUGACUGUGUGUUUCUUUGGAUAUUUCGGGCUGUUCACGCAUUUAUUUGAACGAGAUUAUAAAAGCAGCUUCAGCUAUCCGUAUGAGGGUGAUAUACGACGUUUUGUAGACCAGCUUAAGAAUAACGAAACACCUGACGUUAAGCCAAUCAAUGUGUACAAUUAUAGUUUCAUUUCUGCGUGUACGAAGAAGUGUAGCACUCCAGCCAAAGAAGUCCUUCGAAUAGUAUACAUUGUAAAAUCUGCACUGCCUAAUUUCCAUCGCCGAAAGGCAAUACGAGAAACGUGGGGAUUUGAAAAGAGAUUUUCUGACGUGCAAAUCAGAACAGUUUUUGUUCUUGGUGUGACUGCAGAUGAUCGAAAACUGCUACAAGAAGUUCAGAAAGAAAGCGCAAGACAUGGUGAUAUUGUGCAGGCAAACUUCAUCGAUGAUUAUUUCAAUAACACUAUUAAGACAAUGAUGGGAAUCUCAUGGGCUAUCGCAUAUUGUCCCAAUGCGCAAUUCUAUUUUUUCAGUGAUGAUGACAUGUAUGUAUCAACAAAGAAUGUAUUGAGGUUUAUACGGAAUCCGGCUCACUACCCGGAAUAUUUAGAGACUCCUGUCAUUUCACUAAGGAGACGCGAAAAACGGAACGUAAUUGAAGGACGUGCCUCACACGACCUGCAAUACAAUACUUCUGGUCAGAUGAUGCGACGCUUACAUCAAUUUCAAGAUUUUGAAUUGGCUGACGAUGUUGUUUUAUUUGCAGGUUUAAGAAACCAAGUGAUGCAUGUGAUCUAGCAGUACAGGAGUGAUGGAAAAACUUUGAGCUGAGUGGAAUUUUUUUAGUGCACCUACUGUUUUUGUAGAACACAUUUAUUGUGACAACCUCUGUAUCUUACGUCCAAGGUAAACGUUAUAAUUAAAAUCUAUUUAAGAUAAUGUACUGAUAAUGUAAAAAUAUAUAAAUUCACUGCUCAUUUACAAUUAAGAUGAUCUCAUUUAUGGUGUUAACAGACAAUGCAGAACAAGUUUUAAUCAUAUUUCAUUUAGACCAUUUUUUUAGUAGAAAUAAUUUAUAAUUAAGUUUUCACUGUAAUAAUUAUUUUACUGAGAGGCAGAGAAGAAGCAAAUGUUAGCAGUAAGGCACUGUUGGUGUCUUGGCAAGGUUGAAAUUAUUAGCAAAUUGAAUUACGAUAUAAUUUUUUAUUGUAUUCUAAAUGGAGUAUUUCAAAUCUUGUGAACAAGAUGGCUCAUUGUCUGUUAACUUUAAUAGAUGUUCCUAAGCUCACACUAAAAGACUGACAAAGAAUGUAUAAUGGAGAUGUUAAACAAGUGGAGCCAGAAAUUAAAGAAGAAAGCAGUGAUAUUGUUAAUUACAUGGAUCAUUUUGGGUAAACUUUUAUUAUUAGGACUGAUGUUGUUAAUCUCACAACCAAAAGACUGACAGAGAAUGUAUAAUGUAAUUGUAAAAAAGAACCAGGAACUAAUAAAGCAGAAAUUCUGCUGA